Brassica rapa (field mustard) is the source of this 3464-nucleotide messenger RNA. RefSeq names its product AP2-like ethylene-responsive transcription factor ANT. Gene Ontology annotation, molecular function: DNA-binding transcription factor activity; DNA binding. The record is from RefSeq and is a predicted model, not a curated record. Lineage: Eukaryota; Viridiplantae; Streptophyta; Magnoliopsida; Brassicales; Brassicaceae. Gene Ontology annotation, biological process: regulation of DNA-templated transcription.
AUAUGUAUUUUAAAAAUUUGGUGUGAUGAAUAGUGUUACACCAAAUUUGGUGCAACACUAGUCACACUUCACCAAAUUUGAUGUCUUGUUGGAGAUGAAGUUACUUAAGUUUUGGUUUCUUGUUGGAGAUAAACUAACAGAUAUAUGAGACACAUACAUUACAUAUAUUAGUUAAUUUUGUAAAAUUUUAAUAACGUCUAUAAAAUGUGGAAAAUUAUCCAAUUUUUUUAUUCUAUCUUUUAACCCAGUGUAUUUGUUUUGUGCAUCGGAUCAACACCGCUUAUAAAUUUGUCGUACAGCUCAGGCCAUAAUGUCUUACAGAAUAAGCGUGACAACAUGCUGCUUACAACAUAACCAGAAACAUGCCGCUAUGGCACAACCACAAUUUAAGGUUUUUUAUUCAAAAAAAUCUCCUAGCUAAGCUUUCUAACUAUAAUUUGUAGCUGGAGCUACAAACAUGUCACUCAUGUAGAGACAGCAGUGUAUAUACACAUUGGUUUAAUGUAUAGCAAAAUCAAAUAUUAAUACGAGUAGAGACCCACUUGGUUUAAGAUUUUGGAAGAUAACGAAAUAAAAAGAUGAAUUCAAAGGAUGCAGAGUUAUAUAUGUCGGGUCAUUUAGAGCCGUGACCAAAAGUUUCGUCGUUAAUUUCUACGGUCGGUCAUGAAAUUUUUUGGAUGUGUCUUGACCCUUUUGUGGACUUCUGUAUAGUUUUGUCGGUUUAUAGGUUUGUAUUCGUAUCCCUAUUUUUUCCAAAAAAAAAAAAUCGUAUCCUUCUCUUUUUCUGUCCCAGUAACGAGACGUACGUAUAUUCACGAAAAGAAAAACGUUUAAUUUCAAUUUUACUAUAUACAUAUUUUUAAAAUGAGUCACACACAAGGUUAGCGCCUAAUAGUAUGAUUUUUUUUUUCUUUUUUGAACACACCUAAUAGUAUGAUUUAUCUAGUGGAAUUUUCAUUCAAUGUAUUUAUAUUUUAACGAGUCUUGAUGUUUAAUUAUUUAUUAAGAAUUAAGUGAGAAAUAAAAUGCAUAAAAGUAGCUUGUGCUUAAGAAAGAAAAACGAUAGAAACAAAAGAGUGGGGGUUCGUUGACAGUUGUAUUGUAACUCAUAUCUCAUACCAAUAGCUUUAACAAUGAGUGUGUAUUAACUUUCAAAUGUCCUCAAAGACUUUUAAGAAAUCAUAUAAUAAAAUGAAUUCUGUAAGGCUGAAAGUGUAAAAUAAAAUAAAAAAUGAAAUGAAAGUAAAGAAACGUCUUUCUCAAUAAGAACACAGAUCCCAACGGAUUCAAACAGCAAAUUUGUGCUUUGCUCUUCUCUCUUUAUCCUCUCAAAGACCCUCUCUUAUAUUCUAAAGCCCCUUCCUCCUUUUUCUUCUUCUUAUCAACCGAAACAAAGAUAAAACAAAACUUUGAGUUUUAAAACAAAACUUUGAGUUUUCUUAUAAGCUUAAAGAAAGAGAAAGAAAGAUGAUGUGUUCGUUGUUUAGCCAAUGAUUACGAUUUAGCUGACCACUUCGAGAGAUUUAAAAACAAAAAAACGAGAGAGAGAGCAGGGAGUACAUUUUAGAAAGAAAAGAACAAUGAAGUCCUUUUGUGAUAAUGAUGAUAAUAAUCAUGGCAACACGACCAAUUUGCUAGGGUUUUCGUUGUCUUCAAAUAUGUUGAAAAUGGGAGGAGGAGGAGGAGAAGAAGCUCUGUACUCAUCUUCUUCUGCAGCUGCUACUUCUUCUUCUGUUCCACCGCAACUUGUUGUUGGUGAUAACAGUAGCAACUAUGGAGUUUGCUAUGGAUCUAACUCAGCGGCUGGGGGAAUGUAUUCUCAAAUGUCUGUGAUGCCACUCAGAUCUGACGGCUCUCUUUGCUUAAUGGAAGCUCUCAACAGAUCUUCUCACUCAAACCAGCAUCACCAUGCUCAAGUUUCAUCUCCAAAGAUGGAGGAUUUCUUUGGGACCCAUCACAGCAAUACAAGUAACAAAGAAGCCAUGGAUCUUAGCUUAGAUAGUUUAUUCUACAACACCACUCAUGAGCCAAACAACAACACAAACUUUCAAGAGUUCUUUAGCUUCCCACAAGCCAGAAACCACCAUGAAGAAGAAACAAGAAGUUACCAGAAUGACCCUGGUUUGACACAUGGAGGAGGUUCUUUUAAUGUAGGGGUAUAUGGGGAAUUUCAACAGUCACUGAGUUUGUCCAUGAGCCCUGGGUCACAAUCUAGCUGCAUCACUGGCACUCACCACCACCAAAACCAAAACAACCAAGCGCAAAACCACCAUCAGAUCUCUGAAGCUUUGGGGGUGGAGACAAGUGUUGGAUUUGAGACAACAACAAUGGCGGCUGCUGCAAAGAAGAAGAGAGGACAAGAGGAAGUAAUGGUUGUUGGACAGAAACAGAUUGCUCAUAGAAAAUCUAUUGAUACCUUUGGACAACGAACUUCUCAAUACCGAGGCGUUACAAGACACAGAUGGACUGGUAGAUAUGAAGCUCAUCUAUGGGACAAUAGUUUCAAGAAGGAAGGUCAUAGCAGAAAAGGAAGACAAGUUUAUCUGGGAGGUUAUGAUAUGGAGGAGAAAGCUGCUCGAGCAUAUGAUCUAGCUGCACUCAAGUACUGGGGUCCCUCUACUCAUACCAAUUUCUCUGUGGAGAAUUAUCAGAAAGAGAUUGAGGACAUGAAGAACAUGACUAGACAAGAAUAUGUUGCUCAUUUGAGAAGGAAAAGCAGUGGUUUCUCUAGGGGUGCUUCCAUCUAUAGAGGAGUCACAAGACACCACCAGCAUGGAAGGUGGCAAGCUCGGAUCGGUAGAGUGGCUGGAAACAAAGAUCUCUACCUCGGAACUUUUGGAACUCAAGAAGAAGCUGCGGAAGCCUAUGAUGUAGCAGCCAUCAAGUUCCGUGGCACAAACGCUGUGACUAACUUUGAUAUAACAAGGUACGACGUUGAUCGCAUAAUGGCUAGUAACACACUCUUGUCUGGAGAGUUAGCUAGAAGGAACAUCAACAGCAUUGUGGUUCGGAACAACAACAACGAAGAAAACGCUGUUAAUGCUGUCGUGGACGGUGGUUUGAACAAAGAAGUUAGUAGUCCGGAGAGAGAGUUGAGUUUUCCGGCGAUUUUUACGUUGCCGCAAGUUGGUCAGAAGAUGUUUGGAGCAAAUAUGGUCGGAAACAUGAGUUCUUGGACUACGAACCCUGGUGCUGAGCUCAAGGCCGUUUCACAUACUUUGCCUCAGAUGCCUGUUUUCGCUGCGUGGGCUGAUUCUUGAUCCAAUCUAUUGCCUAACUAUGGUUUUCUUGGUUUAGUUGCCAAGUGUUUCAGUUUAUCCCCGGUUUUACCCGGUUUGAAUUAAAUUCGGUUUAGUUUAUCAGUAUAAAUAGUCUUUUGCUUAGGAGCGAGCGGUAUAUGUUUCUUUUGAGUAGUAUUCAUGUGAAACAGAAUGAAUCUCUCUAUAACAUAUGAUUUCAAUGCA